Rotaria sp. Silwood1 is the source of this 897-nucleotide messenger RNA. Lineage: Eukaryota; Metazoa; Rotifera; Eurotatoria; Philodinida; Philodinidae. The record is from the annotation of a GenBank genome assembly.
AUGGAUAUAUUUCUUCAUGAUCUCAAUGAAGCAUACAGCACAGGUCAACUUAUAACAGAUGAAAAUAUUCCUAUGCGUUACCUUGAUUAUGCUGCCAUUGAGAAACAACUACCAAUGGCAGCUGCAAGUACGUUCUGGCAUGAAGCACUCCGCGAAUAUAAAAUCGAUCAUUUUUUAUCCAUACCAUUCGAUCGACAUCGUCUUUCUGAAGAGAAUCGAACUGGUCGCGGAACAUCGGUCUGUUUCGACUUUGGAGAAGACCUUUCUCAGGCUUUUAUUGCAUAUUCAUCAUCAUAUGAUAUAACAGUUGAACAAUUAGCACUUGCUAGUUAUUAUGCUUUUUUGUUCAAAUUGACAAAUGGAGAAAGUGAUUUAUGCGUCGGAAUGAAUGUACAUGGAAGAUAUAGAGAAGAAUUGAUGUCAGUGAUCGGAAUGUUUGUCAAUGCUAUUCCUUUGCGAUGUCAAUUGAAUGUUCAUUGGUCUUUUUCUCAACUAAUCGAUCAUGUAAAAGAAAUUAUGACAAAUAGUUUACAGUAUUCUUAUUUUCCUCUUCAACGAAUUCUUGCUCAACAUCCACAAACUACCAAACCUGCAUUUCUCGAAACAUCAUUCGAAUUUCAAUCAUAUACUUCUGAAAAUAGAAAAAAGCAAGUAAUGAUUGGAAAUACUCGACUUCUUGCUGCUCCUAUUUCAAUCAAGAUUGAUGAUAAUGAUGUAAUGACCAAAUUCGAUUUUGCUCUUAAUAUUGAACACGAUUUAAAUAAUGAUCAACUUUCAUACACAAUCAAUGCAUCACUCGACUUAUUUGAUAGAAUUACAGUCAAUAAAAUAGCUCAACGAUUUCAUUUCAUGUUAGAACAAAUCUUCAACAUCAAAUAUAUUCAGAUGAAGAAACCA